Messenger RNA from Hyaloscypha bicolor E, 2025 nucleotides. RefSeq names its product acetoacetyl-synthase. Gene Ontology annotation, molecular function: acetoacetate-CoA ligase activity. Gene Ontology annotation, biological process: lipid metabolic process. NCBI's taxonomy places the organism in Eukaryota, Fungi, Ascomycota, Leotiomycetes, Helotiales, Hyaloscyphaceae. The record is from RefSeq and is a predicted model, not a curated record. The coding region runs from base 1 to 2025 and encodes 674 amino acids. Gene Ontology annotation, cellular component: cytosol. The transcript is spliced from 4 exons.
AUGGAGAGCCACACAAUUCCUCUCUGGACACCAUCUCACGAUGACUUAACAAAGUCUCCAAUGGCUCAAUUCCGAGACAUGGUCAGCAAAAAAACUGGUCGUAUUUUUACCACCUAUCACGACCUUCACGAUUGGUCCGUGGAUCCAGAAACAACAGGGGAUUUCUGGAUGAUGCUGUUCGAAUUUCUCAACCUGGGCGCGUCAGUCUUGCCAACCAAAGCCUUCGAGCCUAUGUUCCCAAGUCCGAAAUUCUUCCCUUCCGCGAAGCUGAACUUCGCUGGCAGUGUUCUAUCCCAGCGCAAUUCUACGGCCACAGCGCUUAUUGAGGCUCGUGAAGGAUCUUGGGAAACAAAUAUUAUCACAUGGGGGCAACUCUACAGCCGUGUGCAGCAGAGAGCAGAUGCUCUAAAGUCAUUGGAAGUCGGAGAAGGCGAUCGUGUCGCAGCAGUCAUUGCAAACACCGAACAUUCAAUUUCUCUGUGCCUGGCUACCCUAUCAUUGGGUGGAAUUUGGUCUUCGAUAUCUCCAGACUUUGGUGCGAAAGGGAUUCUAGAUCGACUGCUCCAAAUUCGCCCAAAGGUAGUCUUCGCGGACAGUUCGACAAUUUACAAUGGAAAGCGGCAUGACCUUCUUCCUACCGUGCGUGAUUGGGCCAAAGUUCUGGCAGAGGACGAGUCAUUGAUAAAUAUCAUAUUCACGCCUUCAGAUCGGAUGUUAGAAAUUAAUUCCGUCAAGAAAUCAAUUGAUUACAGCACAUUUCUAUCCUUUGCAAUUGGUCGGCCACUCGAAUUUCUGCAGCUGCCAUUUAGCCAGCCAGCCUUCAUCUUCUAUUCGUCUGGAACCACCGGCUUUCCCAAAUGCAUCCUACAUAGCGCAGGCGGCGUGUUGCUGCAAGUUAGGAAAGAUUAUGAGCUGCAUAUCGGGCUGUUACCAAGUGAUAUCCUCUUUCAGUAUACGACCACAGCGUGGAUCAUGUGGGCUUUCAUCAUUUCCGCUCUCGGGACCGGCUCGACCAUUGUCCUAUAUAGUGGCUCUCCGGUGUAUCCCAACGUUAACUUCCUGCCGAGAUUGGUCUCAAAACUGAAGGUAUCAGUUCUUGGAACCUCUGCCAAGUACCUCACAGACUUGAAGGAUAGUGGGAGUAGGCCGAGAUCCGAUAUCGAUCUGUCAUCUUUGCGGAAAGUCUCGUCCACUGGCUCUGUGCUGCCGAUGGAUGUUGCUGUACGGUUUUAUAAGCAUGGAUUUCCGAAGGACGUCCAGUUAAUAUCAGGAAGCGGAGGAACGGACUGCUCAUGCGCUUUUGUUUGCGGCAACCCACUGCUCCCUCUCCAUGCGGAUGAGAUCCAAAGCAAAACACUCGGCAUGGCCGUCGAUGUACUCAAUUCUGACGGACAAAUAAUCCAGUCAGGAGAACCAGGUGAAUUGGUGUGCAAGCGGCCUUUUCCCAGCCAGCCUAUAACUUUCUGGGGCGACGGCGGAGAGGGUGCGUAUAAAAACUCGUACUUUUCCAUGUUUGGGACAACAGUGUGGGUUCAAGGUGACUUGAUUCGAAUUGGGCAAAGGACUCGGGGAAUACAGAUGCUAGGGAGAUCAGACGGAGUCCUCAAUCCAGCUGGCGUAAGGUUCGGUUCUGCAGAAAUCUACAACGUGAUCAGGCACUUCACCGAAAUCGAUGACAGCGUAUGCGUUGGCCAGCGACGACCUCAGGAUCGAGAUGAAUCUGUCCUUCUCUUCGUCAAGCUAAAAGCUGGUGUCAAAAAGACAAAAGUUUUUAAAGACCAAGUGAAGGAAGAGAUCGGAGAGAAGUUGACUCGGAGGCACGUCCCUAGAUACGUGUUCUACGUAGAUGCGAUUCCUUAUUCGAUCGUGGGCAAGAAGUUAGAGAUUUUGGUGAAGAAUAUCGUCAAUGGGAGGAAAGUGAAAAGUAGUGUUGUUGUCAAUCCAGAAAGUCUGGUGAUUUACGAGAGAUUCUUCGAUCUGGAAAAGGCUGCAAAGGAUGAAGAUCGAGUGGUUCCAAAACUGUGA